Mycena indigotica is the source of this 3351-nucleotide messenger RNA. Its product is annotated as Protein transport protein. NCBI's taxonomy places the organism in Eukaryota, Fungi, Basidiomycota, Agaricomycetes, Agaricales, Mycenaceae. Gene Ontology annotation, molecular function: ubiquitin protein ligase activity; metal ion binding. The transcript has 21 exons. The coding region runs from base 1 to 3351 and encodes 1116 amino acids. The record is from RefSeq and is a predicted model, not a curated record. Gene Ontology annotation, biological process: negative regulation of gene expression via chromosomal CpG island methylation; protein ubiquitination.
AUGUCGUUCUUCAGACGCAAGGACAACAACCAGUCGAUGAUCCCGCCAACUCAGGAUGGCAACAGCACCUCCCCUAGGCCAGCUCGUGGCAGCGCUAAUACCUAUGUGCGCAGUCGGGACGGUGAUUCGUUUGGCACCGACUCCUACUCGUCAGACAAAACCAAAGUCGACUACAACGACAGAAAGACCAACUAUGGUGACAAUGACAGGAAGGCGGAUUAUGGCGACAGUGGGGCAAACUAUCGGGACAAGUACAACCGAAACAACGGUGUUGGCGACGUCUACUCCCGAGGCGGUGCUACUCUCGACGAAGAUCGGGCUGCUUUGUUUUCUGGCUACAACGCAGAGAAGCGUACUGGCGCUGGCUCUGGCCGAUUCUUCGAUGGACCCAAAUUGGAUCGCGAGCCAGCGCCUGGAGAGGAGAAUGAGGAGGAUGUUGAAGGCAUCAAGAAACAGACGAGAUACGUAAAGCAGGAGAGCGCCAAUUCCACUAGAAAUGCGCUUCGUCUUGCCCGAGAAGCAGAGGAGACGGCUCGCAAUACUCUUAACCGUCUCGGCAGUCAGUCGGAACGUCUCGCAAACACUGAGCGUCACCUGGACAUCUCCAAGGGCCAUUCCCAAAAGGCCGAUGACAGGACUGACGAGCUGAACCAACUUAAUCGGUCUAUUUUCCGGCCUGUCAUUGUGUUCAACAAGGAUGGCAAGCGUGCUGCGCAAGAAGCCAAGGUGAAUGCUCGCUAUGAAGAAGAGCGGGCGUCACGAGAACAGGCGGCUAUGGAGACUCGAGAAUCGCACAACAGAAUUGGUCGUGCUCAGACUUAUGGACGUGAUGACGAAGAAGGACGAGAUGAGUUGAUGGGUGGUGGUGGUGGUCGGAGCCGCUUCAGAACUGAUGCUCAGAACAAUGCCCGCAAGGAGCAACGCAAGCGCUAUCAAUUCGAGGCGACUGCCUCGGAUGAUGAGAUCGAGGAUGAAAUUGACGACAACUUGGACGAAAUUGGUGAUGCAGCAAAGAGGCUCAAGGCUCUUGGCCUUGCAAUGGGACAGGAAUUGGACACCCAGAUCCAACGUAUCGACCGUAUCGACCAGAAGACCGUCAAUCUCGACAACAGAAUCAACCGCAACACCGAGCGCCUCAAGAAAGUCAAGGAAAGUCUUGUGGAAGCCCAAACAACCCUCUUCAAACAAUCAACCGAUGAAAAUGCUUCCCUACUCAAACGAAUCACUGAACUGGAGCGCGAAUUAAGCGUAUGGAAACACGCACUUACGAAAGCCGAUGAAGAACAGGCAACGCUCAAAGGAACGAUCACAAAACUUGAACAAGUAGUCGGCUCAAUCCAUAGCGACAAUUUCCUUCUGCUCUGUCUCAUCGAUGGCGACGGCAAUAUAUUCUCCGAAGAAUUGCUAACUCAAGGUCACAACGGCGGACGGCAAGCGGCGAUGCGUCUCAAACAGGGAAUCACGGACUACGCCCGGGGCGUGGACCCACAGUUUUCUCGUGCGACAGUCUGGCUGACUGUGUUCUGCAACCUCACGGGGUUGACUGAAACGCUGACUAGCCAGAACCAGCUCUGCACCCGCGAACAAUUUGCCGCAUUCGUGUCAGGAUUCAACCAAUCGGCCCCUUUGUUUUCGAUGGUGGACGUGGGGCAGGGGAAGGAGGCUGCUGAUACAAAAAUUAAAGAGUACCUCCGAAUUUUCUCGCCUUUUGCACAGGCCCCAUUGGUUUUCUUUGGAGGCUCGCAUGAUAAUGGCUACACAGCUGCAGUAGCGUCACUCGAAAACGAAGGCUUGUUGCACAAGCUUGUUGUGCUUCGCGGCUACAAAGAUGAUAUUGCCCGAGAACUCAAGAAAUUCCAACUGCAAGAACUGAAUAUUGACGGCGUGUUCAUGGAACACAAGAUCCCAACUUAUAUUUUUCCCCGUAAACCUCUGACAGUCGUCCCGCCGACGGCCAGUCUUCCCGAAUAUACGAGUCCAUACCCAAGGCCGGCCAGCCCGCGGAAGGGUCCACCAAUGACACCCACUGCUACAGAAAGUAAAACACCUCGUUACCUGAUACCUGGUAUUCCUCUCCAUAAACAAAGCCCAACGCCGUGCACCUUUUAUUACCUUGCCCAAUGUCGACAAGGGACGCGCUGCACGUUUGGCCACGACUACAUAUUAACUCCCGAUAACUUGGCUGAAUUGCGCGACUACGCGAAGAAAGCACCAUGUCCAGUCCUAAAUCGAAAUCAAAUGUGUCAAGCAGGAGACACUUGCCUCUUUGGGCAUGUAUGCCCUCGAGGCGAAAGCUGCAACUAUCAUCAAAGAAACGGGGUUGCUUUUGUUCGUCGACUACUCGCCCCGUCCAUAUUCCCUUCCCCAGGCGCAUUUCAGGACGUUUCGCGUCAGUUGACGCGUAAAAAACAAACACCAAUGGUCUCAGCAUACGAAAAGCAACGGCUGGCCAACAUUGAGCGCAACAAAGCAUUGCUAAUCAGUCUAGGUCUCGACAAACCCAUAUUCGAACCUACCGAAGUAAAACGCGUCGAAAAUGUGAAAACGACGAAAAAGAGGAAAGCGGUCGAGCAACUUGAGCCCGACUCGGACGCAAAACCGAAAGUGGCACGUACGGAGGAGGCCUCAGUCAGUGCUGGGCCUCUCCGUCGAAGCGCUCGUAACUCUGGGAAAACCAUCGACUAUAAGUCUGAAAAGCUGGUCAGCUCGCCAGUUUCUCUCUCGGCGUCGCGAAUAUCAGACAACUGUGGGCCUCAGGGUCGCGAAGAAGGUGCUAAGCGACUCCAUGACCCAAAAACCUAUGGAUCUAUUCCUGGCGUUGCUGUUGGGACAUGGUGGGAUAUGAGGUCUGCCUGUAGUGCAGACGCGAUCCACGCGCCCUACGUUGCAGGUAUCGCUCCAGGGAAGCAAGGCGCGUACAGCGUCGCUCUGAGCGGAGGAUACGCUGAUGAUGUCGACUAUGGCAGCACCUACACCGGCUCUGGAGGGAGGGAUCUCAAAGGUACCCAGUCCAAUCCUAAAAACUUGAGAACGGCACCCCAGUCAUCAGACCAGUCGUUUGACAAUACUUUCAAUCGAGCGCUAAAAGUGUCUUGUGAAACCAAAAAGCCAGUACGCGUUAUUCGCGGCUUCAAGCUAAAAUCUCCAUAUGCACCAUAUGAAGGGUAUCGUUAUGAUGGUUUGUAUUGCGUCGAAAAGGCCUGGCUUGAGAAAGGCAUGGAAGGAUUCAUGGUUUGCAAAUUUGCUUUCAAACGACUUGCUCAUCAGCCUCCCCUUCCCCGCCGCGCCAAAGACGACGACGGUCCAAACCCGCAAACGGAAGAAUCAGAGGCUGUAGACGAGGAUGAAUAG